GACCCGUUUGCUCUGAACAAGGAGCCCGUGAAACCCAAUUGUCGUUUCUCGAAACCGAGAGAUGGGCUUCUGUUAAUUUGUGAUCUCUGGGCAUAAUCGGAGAAAACGCGAGUUCGGGAGGCGAUCUCAUUGACAAUGUCAUCUCUGGCGCUAACGCUACCGAUUCCGUCGGCGACGGCGAAGCAUGCUAAGCUUGGAGCGGCUCUCUAUGAUGGCCGCCGAAAUUGGUCGGUAAGUACGAAGCUGUGGGAGAAACCCAGAACUAGAAGAGGGUUUGGUCUGUGCUGUAAGGCGGAGCUGUCGGAGUUGGCUCCCGCCGCUUAUGGAGCUCUUCUUCUUGGCGGCGGCCUCUUCGCUUAUAGCAAAUCGGGAAGCAAGGGUUCUCUGUUCGGGGGCUUGACCGGUUCCGUUCUCAUGGCAUCUGCCUAUUUCCUCAUGAAAGAACCAGAGACCAGAGCACUCGGUGAUGCCAUAGGAUUGGGUUCUGCCCUCCUAUUCUCUUCCAUUUUCGGAUUACGUUUGGCAUCUACUCGGAAGCCGGUCCCAGCAGGGCCCUUGCUUCUUGUCUCCAUUGGCAUGUUGGCUUUCUUUGUAAUGGCGUAUAUGCAAGACAGCCUACCUGCUUGAUCCAGACCGGUCCUGAGUUGAUGUAAGUGUCUUUGGCAGCUUGUUCAUCCAUCCAUGACACCAUUUAAAGCCCAUGCGUACGAGAAAAGGGUAAACUACAUGAUAGCACCUUUGUCAAGGGUUUGAUCUGCAGCCCACAACCCAAUAAGUUAGCUUGUCUUUUGUGACACCACCAAUAAUUGUAGAGCUUUGUGGGCAUGCAAGGGAGAGGACACUGUGAUAAUAGUUGACAUUCCAAACAAACAUUAAGGAAGGUUGGUCCAAUGUCAAGACAAGAAACUCAUGUCAAAUAUAUUUGCUUAUCCA
Molecule: messenger RNA, 933 nt
Organism: Tarenaya hassleriana
Lineage: Eukaryota; Viridiplantae; Streptophyta; Magnoliopsida; Brassicales; Cleomaceae
Product: protein FATTY ACID EXPORT 4, chloroplastic
Exons: 4
Coding region: 136-627 (163 amino acids)
Cellular component (GO): membrane
Source: RefSeq, a predicted model, not a curated record